Nicotiana attenuata is the source of this 1751-nucleotide messenger RNA. Its product is annotated as protein IQ-DOMAIN 31-like. The transcript has 4 exons. The record is from RefSeq and is a predicted model, not a curated record. The coding region runs from base 298 to 1506 and encodes 402 amino acids. Gene Ontology annotation, molecular function: protein binding. NCBI's taxonomy places the organism in Eukaryota, Viridiplantae, Streptophyta, Magnoliopsida, Solanales, Solanaceae.
UUAUUUUUACUCUUUAGUCCUCGUCUUUCCAAAUAUAUAGAAAAAAACGAAGAGAUCUGCUUUCACACUUCCUUUUCUUUGUUUCUUCCAAUAACAAACUCAUAUAUUUUCAAGACUCAAUAGAAGAUUUUGUGCAUUGAAAAUGGCAGAGUUUUUCUGAACAAAAAUCGUUCAAAGUCAAUGAAAAUCAGCUAGUGAUACGGAAGAGCCAAAUCCGAAGGAUCUUUUUGCUAUUAACAUCCAUUUUUGUUCGUACAAAACACAAGAAAUCAAAGUUCAUAGCUAUCAUAUUUGAAAAUGGGGAAAGCUACGAGGUGGUUCAAGGGGUUGCUUGGGAUGAAAAAAGAAAAAGAAAAUAUAGACAACAUGUCUAAUUCAUCUGAAAAGAAAGACAAAAAAAGAUGGAGUUUUGGAAAGUCUGUUAAAGAUUCAAAUGUUGGUCAGAAUACGGUGAACUUUCCGGCGGUGGAUACUAAUUGGUUGAGAUCUUACAUGUCUGAGAACGAAAAGGAACAGAGUAAGCAUGCUAUUGCUGUAGCUGCAGCCACCGCUGCAGCGGCGGACGCGGCGGUAGCAGCGGCACAGGCGGCUGUGGCGGUGGUGAGAUUAACUAGUCAAGGUAGAGGUGCUAUGUUUACAGGUGGUGGGCGGGAGAAAUGGGCUGCUGCUAAGAUUCAAACUGUUUUUAGGGGUUAUUUGGCUAGAAAAGCUCUUAGAGCAUUAAAGGGACUGGUGAAAUUGCAGGCAUUGGUUAGGGGUUACCUUGUUCGAAAGAGAGCCGCGGCAACUCUUCACAGUAUGCAGGCGCUCAUCAGAGCGCAGGCUGCUGUUCGAUCUCAAAGAGCUCGUCGUUCAAUGACUAAUGACUCUAGAUACCAGCCCGAAAUGCGAGCUAGGAGGUCCAUUGAAAGAUUUGAUGAAUAUAGAAAUGAAUUCCACAGCAAGAGGCUUUCAACUUCGAAUGAGACCUCGUAUGAUGGAUUUGAUGAUAGUCCAAAAAUUGUAGAAAUCGACACAUACAGGACCAAAUCCAGGUCGCGUAGAAUGAACAAUGCUGCUUGUAUGUCUGAAUCUGGAGAUGAGCAACAUUAUCAAGUUAUGUCAUCACCACUCCCAUGUCCACUUCCAGCCCGUGUAUCGAUCCCAGAUUGUCGUCAUCUUCAGGAUAUUAACUGGAGUUUUCUAGCGGACGAGCAGUGCAAGUUUGCCUCAGCACAAAGUACACCUCGAUUUGCAUGUUCUGGACGUUCCAUUGCGCCACCUACACCAGCCAAAAGCGUUUGUGGCGAUGGUUACUUCCGGCCAUAUGCUAACUUUCCUAGUUACAUGGCUAACACACAGUCGUUUCGCGCAAAGCUACGGUCCCAUAGUGCGCCAAAGCAAAGACCAGAGCCAGGGCCAAAGAAGAGGUUGUCACUGAAUGAAAUAAUGGCAUCAAGAACAAGUUUCAGUGGUGUUAGAAUGCAAAGGUCUUGUUCUCAAGUGCAAGAAGAUUACUGCUUCUGAUAAUUUUUUUAAAAAAACUUUGCUUUGGCCUACCUUAGUUUUAGGGUCAUUGAAUCAUAGAUAUGAUAAUAUGGCUGUAUAGGGAAGAUAAUCUAAAAAGUUAACUUCUCUAGGCUUAUGUUUCCACAGGAAAUGUUGACAAAUUUUAGUACUAGGAUAGAAUGGUAUGCUUGUGUAAAUUUUUUGACAGUGUUUGAUGAAUGAAUCUUGCUUUCUAAAUGUAUCCACUGAAAGCUUUUUGUGAA